AGCAGCGCGACUAGGAAAGCUCAGAAUCGAGUGGCCCAGAGAGAAUUUAGGCUUCGUAAGCAGAAGCUGAUUGACAAGAUACGAGAUCUAGAAGCGAGAGUGGAGGUCCUGUCUGGAGAUAAAGAAGAAAGGGUGGAAUUGAUGGUUUUGCUCAUAAGGAAUCUGUUGAAGGAAAACAAAGAUCUGAGAGAUAUGGUGAAAUCUAUGGCUUCAUUUGUGGGAGAAGGUCUAGGAUCCUGCCUACCUCGUCUUGGUCUCACUCAUCCACAACUCGACGCCAUACUCAAUCGUGCCGAUACCGAUACAGCCUACGAAGCUUUCCUCGCUCUCAAAGCUUCUCGCGAAGUAUCCGAAGCUAACCCUGGUAUAGAACUGGGUGGAAUUCGCCGAAGAGCUCCUUCCGCAGGGUCGAAACGAAAACGAUAUCCUUCCGAUCAUCCACAGACAGAUAGCGCAGAUCGAUCUCAUACUCCUGAAGAUACAAUACCUCCUGAACCUACAACUGGACCUAUUGCUUCUUCCAGCACAUCCGGUCAUAAUGCUCCUCCACUAAACAACGAGUUUAUCAACGGACUAACCAGAUCCGCAAAGACACAAAGAACAGAAGAGGUGUCAUCUGAACCUUAUGCCUAUCUGUUCCCUGAUCUUGACGCUUUCGCGAGUUUAGACUCUAGCAACCGAACACCUCGAACGGGUCCGGAGAGCACAUGGUCUGAUAUCCCCAAUCAAAACUCUCAGAACGCUUGGAACUUGAUGGGAUACCCCAAUCGAGGUCAGUUGAAUAUGCUCGGGAAUUGGUAUGACGGUCUAAGACCUGGAUUGUUUCCUCCCACCAUCGCUGGAAGUGGGAUAGGAAUGGGAACUAUAGGUGCCCCCGCGGGUGAUUUCGAAACCUUCGGUAUCUCUUCAUCCAACUACGAACAAAAUGGUGAUUUUUCCUCCACCCAAACUCCUCAGGCAUCAGCCGGUCCUUCCGUCAUAGCUGGGAACACAUCCAUGCGAAAGGGAACAACGGGGAUCCCGGACUCUAACGAAGUUACACUACGAGAAGCAGUGAGAAAGCUGGCUUCUGAUUUCGGAACGGGUACGGCGGACGGACCGGUUUUGAGUCACGAAGAAAUGUUACGACGCCGUAAGGCAGUUGACGAGGUUUUGACGUCGUUGCAGAAGGGCAAUAGUAGUAAUCGAAUGGUAGAAGCCAUGUUGCUCAUAUCAUAUCAUAUUGCCAAUUUCAGAGUAAACCAUUCAUACCAUCUUCCACCAUCAUUACAGCCUACUGUUGUACAACGUACAGUAGCUCAUGAACACUUUAUUGACGGAAUCAUCUUUCCUUCUAUUAGAGAUCGGAUGAUUUUGCUCAGAGGAAGAUAUGAUAUGGUUGAGGCUUUUUAUAGUAUACUUUCCCAAUUCGUUCUACAUGGCCAAGAUCCAUUAGAUCAUCGGAAUUGGGAAAUCUCGGAGAAAUUCUUGAAUGAUUUCCCAAUGCUUGUAGAUGAUGAAGUGUACGAAAUCACAAACCGGUGGCGACAAGCAAACGGACUCGGCCCGCUUAUUCUUCCUGAUCGUCCCGUCGGACACGGUCAGCCAGCGAUCCCAGCGAUUAGAUGA
Messenger RNA from Tremella mesenterica DSM 1558, 1608 nucleotides. RefSeq lists its product as uncharacterized. The record is from RefSeq and is a predicted model, not a curated record. The transcript is spliced from 8 exons. Lineage: Eukaryota; Fungi; Basidiomycota; Tremellomycetes; Tremellales; Tremellaceae. Gene Ontology annotation, biological process: regulation of DNA-templated transcription. Gene Ontology annotation, molecular function: DNA-binding transcription factor activity. The annotation marks the transcript as partial.